CGCGUCCCUCGCUAUGUUAUACAGGAUCGUGGAUCGAUCGAUCGCCUCGUCGUAGGUUCGGCCGGGUCUUAUGUUUGGCCGGGUCACUUUGUGAGUUCGGAAUUACGUGCCAGAUUUCGAGCUCCUGUUUUACGAUGUUAGGACAGCGAUUGUUGGGAUCUUUGGGCGUGGAUGGAUAGUGACGAAUCUAUGGCUGGUGUUACCAAAGAUCGUGCGUGCUAUUUUAGUGGUACUGGGGUCAAGAAUAAUCUAGUUUGGGGUUCAUGGGCAACUAUCACAUUUCCCAUUCCAUGGGCAACAUACACACUUCAGAUUUAUGGUGGAUUAGAUAUAGACUGGAGUAUUAGAGUAACUUUGGUAUCGGUGUAGCAGAUUUUAACUUAAAAAUAACAAUUAGUUCUUGGCGGCUGUCUAUGAAUCACCGACUGAUAAUGGGAGCGUUGUAAAUGUAUAGAGUAGGAUAAUCAUAGUUUGUCAUUCUAGAUGUGCAUUGUGUGUAUCAGCUGCUUUGUGUUGUACUGUAUAUAUUUUUUAGAACACGACACUUAUAUAGAUUAAGUCACAGCAUUACAAUCGUUUUUGGUCAGCUCCAACACGCAGGGAGGAACUGAACCAACCAACACACCAGAACUGCAUUCUCUAGUACAGAACUUUGCGGUCGAAUGUGCUAGCAUAUUGCUGUGCACAGCUCAUGGGUAGUUUACCCUUAUCUCAGUGAGGUAGUAGUCUAGAUAUGCUGAGCCCAGUGAGGUAGUUCACUUCGGAUGUGCGUCAAGAAUGCUGAGAAAUCAGCACAGCACAUGUCCAAGAGACUCAUGACGUUGAUUUUUGGAUGGUUCAUAUGUUUGUGAUCUUAUAAAAUUGGCUUCUCAAGUUCCUCUUUUUUGUGAGCCAGGGGAGAAGCAACUUGGCUUCAACAUUUAAUGAUCUUAAUAUGUGUAGCUGUGGAAGUAUAUCGUCACUUACUACUGUUGCUAGGGUGUAUCAGAAGAGAGGCAAUGGUGUGACCAUUGAACUAUUUGGUGGAAAUGAAAUGAGAUAGGUGGGAUAGUCAAGGAAAAUCAGGCUCACUGUCCAAAGAUACACUAUGUGAACUUCAGUCAAUGUAGGACAGAUGUAGUUGAUAUGCUGUGCUUAUGGAAUAAAGAAUAGAUGUUUAAGGGGUAUUAUGCAUUAGAAAGGAGGAUGUGCAUUACCCUGUGAAUCACACUCCUCUUAAGCAUCAUAUCCUUCAUUCACUUUGAAGUUGAGAUGCCCUUAUAAAUUUAACAAAGCCUAACUGCCUGACAGUCUUAAGGAUUAUUUUGGCUUAUAUAUGAAGCUUGAAGCUUCUUCAAGGGGUUGUUAAUUAUAGAAUAAUAAUUAUAUGUCAGCUAUGUGUAACUGUAUUGUUGUAAAUGAUUAGUAGCAAGUCCUAAUAGCUUCCAGAACACUUUUGACCUUCUCAUAUCUUGCUUUGCUCAAAUCUAAUUCAAAAUUUCGAAAUCUUAUGUGAAGCUGCAUAUUCUGGAUCCUGCAAUCAUGUUUAUUGUUUGUAUGUACAUGCUGAGUAUAACAUUGAUUUUCUGGAUUGAACAUUAAGUAUAACAUUGCUUUAUGUUUGCCCUUUGAUGUGUGCUACUUAUGCCAAAGCAAAUGGAAACUUGGGUUGGGAUAAGACUACUAGGGGUGCUAAUUCAUCUAUGUACCUUGUUUUGUUCUUCAGUGUGUAACCUACCUUCUA
Triticum urartu is the source of this 1723-nucleotide messenger RNA. RefSeq lists its product as uncharacterized. Lineage: Eukaryota; Viridiplantae; Streptophyta; Magnoliopsida; Poales; Poaceae. The record is from RefSeq and is a predicted model, not a curated record.